GUAAGACGCCAAGACCCUCUUUUGAAACUGUGCUCACCACUAGGCUUCGGCGCCCUUCGUCGUUAGUCGUCGCAACGCAUGUCUAAGAAACGACGCGUGUUUUCUUUAAACUGUUCUUGAUGUCGACAAGCCGCGUCACGCUCAAGCUCCAACUUUAAAAAAAAACCGCCCAAACUCGUGCUCAACCAACAAUAUCUUAUCUUUAACAAAAUAGUGAUAAAGUGCUACUAAGUACCAAUGUGACAAACUUUUUAUGAACAUCGAAAAAUAAAAAAGCUUCACCUAAAGUAAAGUUUUAUGUACCUAUACUUAAAAUAAAGAAUUUUUUGGACCGAUGCAUUUGCCAGUAAACCAAACGUUUCUUCCCAACGUUGCCGACAUGUAUGCCAAUCUUCAAGAAACUUUGCAAGAGUACCACGGUGAAUUAGUGCAGACCGGUAGUCCCACGGUACUUUGUAGUGCUCUUCCGACUCACUGGAGAUCGAACAAGAGUUUGCCCAUUGCCUUUAAGGUGGUCGCGUUGGACGAUAUCCAAGACGGUACCGUGGUGACUUUGAAAGCUGGUAAUGAUGAAAACUUUUGUGCUGAAUUAAGAAACUGUACGGCUGUGAUGAAAAAUCAAGUUGCCAAAUUCAACGAUCUGAGAUUUGUCGGCAGAAGUGGAAGAGGAAAGAGUUUCUCCCUGUCCAUCAUGAUCAGUUCAUCACCUUUCCAAAUCGCUACAUAUAAUAAAGCAAUCAAAGUUACCGUAGAUGGACCCAGGGAACCCAGAACCAAAUCAAACUACCAGUUCGGGUACGGAUUAGCAGGAUUUCCAGGAAGCUUCAACCCUUUUCUACUUAAUCCAGGUUGGCUGGACGCUGCCUAUAUGACAUAUGCGUGGCCGGAUUAUUUUAGGUCACGACAAACCAGUGGCCUCUCUCAGAAUACUUUCCCUUCAGCUUUAAUGAAAGGCUCCACAUCUCCUGUAAUGGCAGGCGUUCAACCAUCUUCCGACUUCUAUGUAUCACCGCAUAGUUUGAGUCCUACAGGUGCUUUCCAUCCGCCAGGAUAUAUACCGCAGUCACCGUUGAUACCUUCACUUCCAAACGAAAGUCCUUCGAAAAUUCCUACCCAUUUCGAAAAUAUGCACCUUCGUCACCUCCCAGUAUCUCCGAUGGAUCAACUUAGUAUUAAAAUAUCCCCUGUUUCGUCCAGGCAUAGCGUUAGUCCUCAAGUGUCCCAUAAAACUAAUUCUACCCCAGUUGAAAGUGCAUCUAAAGACGACAGUACGAUCCAUUCGACUAUGGAGCAUUCAAAUUCAGAAAAUUCGGAUGACGAAGACAUAGACGUUGUAAAGUCGGCAUUCCAGCCUCUGAAACCUGCGAAUGUCGCUUUACAGGAAGUUCAACAUCCUGAUUCGACGGUGCAGGAUAAGGAACCUGUGAUAAAGUGCGAGCUUAAAUCUGUUACUUCAAGAAAGAGCCCUUUGUGUCAAAAAUCGCCUGUUGCUACCAAAAUACGUACGACACCUACAUUAAAUUCAACAAAAGCCGUUUGGAGACCCUAUUAGUAUACAAAAUUGUGCAAAGGACAUUUAGUGCGGACGAUUUGGUUUAUGUAAUUACUUUGUAUAUCUAUGCGUUGGAAGUAUUUCUCGGCUUGUAAUCUAGUGAAAAGUAUUUAUUUGAUUUUAGCGUCGUUGGGUUCUUUGCAUACCGUUUAUUAUUAGUAUAAAUAAUUGUAAAUAAAUGAUUCCUAGAAUAUUUUUAAUUUCCAUAAUGGAAAUAUAACGUAACGAUAGUGCGGAAGGUGAUGCAAUGAUA
This is a messenger RNA of Agrilus planipennis (emerald ash borer), 1805 nucleotides long. RefSeq names its product segmentation protein Runt (gene run). Gene Ontology annotation, biological process: regulation of DNA-templated transcription. Gene Ontology annotation, molecular function: RNA polymerase II cis-regulatory region sequence-specific DNA binding; DNA-binding transcription factor activity, RNA polymerase II-specific; ATP binding. Gene Ontology annotation, cellular component: nucleus. The coding region runs from base 335 to 1552 and encodes 405 amino acids. The record is from RefSeq and is a predicted model, not a curated record. NCBI's taxonomy places the organism in Eukaryota, Metazoa, Arthropoda, Insecta, Coleoptera, Buprestidae. The transcript is spliced from 3 exons.